This is a messenger RNA of Eucalyptus grandis, 504 nucleotides long. RefSeq names its product guanosine deaminase-like. Gene Ontology annotation, molecular function: catalytic activity. The record is from RefSeq and is a predicted model, not a curated record. Bases 1 to 504 code for a protein of 167 amino acids. The transcript has 4 exons. Lineage: Eukaryota; Viridiplantae; Streptophyta; Magnoliopsida; Myrtales; Myrtaceae.
AUGCCGGGCAGAGAACUCUCUACUGCUGCUCCAAUCCAUGGUAAGCAACAGGAGUUUGUUGGGGAGGAGGACAUGGCCAGAGCAGUUGAAGAAGCACAUAAGGGUGUUGAAGGGGAAGGGCUUCAGGUAUUGAUGGAGGUAGUUUUUCGUUACAAUGAGGCUGUCGUGAGGGGUCACUUCAUAUAUCCGGAGAAGAAUGCCGAACCUAAUGCUCAUGCAGAAGUAGACGCAACACUGAGUGAGUUCUGCAGAGGGCUGAAUCAAAUUGAACUCCCAGAUUGUGAAAUAUCCGCCUCCCGCGAGCCUUGUCCCAUGUGCUUCAGCACUGUCCAGCUCGUGAUUAAGAGGCCGGUCCCUGGAGUGAAGACCAAAGCAACCACAGCAACCGCCCUUCGGGAUUUCAUUCUGAACGCGCUAAAGGCUACCGCAGCUGCUCUGGACAAGUUUUCAAAGGACGAAGGCGAAAUUUCCGGGCAUGAUCUAGUGCAAGGCUCACACGGGUAG